AUGGCGGUGAUGUCCUAUUCAUUAACUGGACAGAAGAUGCUUCCCAGAAAACGGUUAAGAAUAGUGACUAGUGUAUUAAUAUGUUUCCUGUUACGAGCUCAAGGUGCCGAUAAUGAUAAAGACGAGAACAAACCUUACGAGUUUGGCUUCACUGUAGAUGUCGAGGGCUCAAAACACCAACACCGACAUGAGGCCAAAGAUAAAGACGGGCUUGUCAUGGGGGAGUUCGGUUUCCUCACUGCAGAUGACGUGUACCAUGUUACAGUGUACGCCACAACCAAAGAAGGAGAUUUCAAAAUAUUAUCUACGAAGAAUAUAAAUUUAAAGUCCUCAGCUGAUGCUGUAUCAACAAGACAAGGACAUUCCCUUGACUUACCAAACCCAGGAUCUGCUGCAACUGCUACGACUGUUACACCUACAGCAAGCUCUACCAAUGGAAUACAUACGACACCAAGUGCAUCCAUUACUCUCCCAACAUUCACUUCGUCUAAUGAACCGAAAAUCGCAGCAGCUGCAAACGUUACAUCUGUAAUUCCCUCUACACUUGCUGCGUUAGUUGCUUCAACAACUGUGCCUACACCUGCGAUAUCUAUUACUCUCACUCCGCCUCUAAGGACUACAACGCUAUCAGCACCCGCUGCAGUUACCACACCUUCUGUAUCCGCAGCCAUCAUGGCACCCAAAGAACUCAAAGUACAGACAGCAAAUGUGGCCCCUACCUUACUUCCCACUGUAGCUGCUAAACUCAUGGUGUCCUCUCCAUCUGCAUCGGUUGUUGUACCGAUGGGGGAACUCGAAAUACAAACUGAACUCCCUGUUUUAACCCCAGUCGUUAAAUCUGCCUCACCCAAUUUUUCCGCUGGACUCGUUACUGUGGAUAAACCUUCUAUGCCAGCUACAAUCACUAAGCCAGAUGCAAGUGUUUCACCUGACGUACUUUCGGCAAUCAUUAAGUCCAUUAGUCCCACUGUAAACGGUUUAGCUGGUAAUUCACAAAUUUUACCCACUUUACCUAGUGUAACCAGUACACCUCCUAAUACUCUCAAUCAAAAGCCUAAUAAAUCCCCAGUAAUCAACACCACACCUAAAAAUCAAAUGCCUUUUAAGCUAUUUUCUCUUGAGCCUCCAGGCAAAUCAUGCAGCGGUUGUAGUCUGCCGACUAGAACACCACUAACACCACUUUUAGGCCAGCGAUCUAAUUUUCCUUCAGAACUUUCGGUGCCUGAAUCUGUAAAGAAAAAUAUUAUAAAACUUGGGAUAUUUGACAGCCAACGUUUGGUCCCUCGAGUUAAAAAGCCCUAUAAUUCUCAAUUAGGAUCUGAUUCUCUUACAAGUACACCACCCAAUGAUCCACAACCAAAUUUACAGGCGCAACCUCCUAAUGCACUUGGAGCACAAAAGCCCCCACCUCAAAAUUCUGCUGAUCUUUCUCCGAAUCAAAACUCCGGAACUCCGGAACUCAAAACGGAGGAUGAACCUAAUAACGAUUUAAAAAGUGACUUAAACUGGUCAGGAGUAUCCACAAUUAAACCACAAACAGAUUUAAAACUAAAGUUUAAUGGUCCAUCUCCUAUUAAAAGCUCCAAUACAACACGCGAAUCUCGAAAACAAUCUUUAAAAAAACCAGAAGAUUCAACUCCAUCGAGGUCUAACUCUAACACAACGGGUGAACCUCCAAAGGAUUCCAACUCAAAUCGGUCCUCUAAAACUCAGAGCUCAGAGACAAUGCAAACUCGAAAAGAUUCGAAACAAACCUUAAACGGUCUAUCUCCAACUCAGAACUCUGACACAGCUAGUAAUUCACAAAAAGAUUCAACACAAAACUUAAAUAGUCCUUCUCCUACCCAGACCUCCAACACAGCCAGUGCUCCACCAAAAGAUUUAAUACAAGGCGCAAAAGGCCCAACCCCUACCCAGAACUCCAAUAUACCAAAAGAUUCAACAACAGACGCAAAGGGUUCACCACCUUUCCAGAACUCUAACACACCCAGUACUUUACCAAAAGAUUCAACACAAGACGCAAAGGUUCCAUCUCCUACCCAGAAUUCCAACACACCAAAAGAUUCAACACAAGAUGCAAAGGGUCCCUCUCCUACCCAGACCUCCAACACACCAAGUAGUACAACAACAGAUUUAACUCAAGACGCAAAGGGUCAACCUCCUACCGAGACCUCCAACUCACCAAGUAGUGUACCAACAGAAAAAGAUUCAUCACAAGACUCAAAGGGUCCAUCUCCUACUCAGAACACUAAAACACUAAGAGAUUCAACACAAGAUGCAAAGGGUCCCUCUCCUACCCAGACCUCCAACACACCAAGUAGUACAACAACAGUUUUAACUCAAGACGCAAAGGGUCAACCUCCUACCGAGACCUCCAACUCACCAAGUAGUGUACCAACAGAAAAAGAUUCAUCACAAGACUCAAAGGGUCCAUCUCCUACUCAGAACACUAAAACACUAAGAGAUUCAACACAAGAGGCAAAGGGCCCAUCUCCUACCCAGACCUCCAACACACCAAGUAGUCCGCCAAAGGAUACAACACUAGACGCAAAGGGUCCAUCUCCAACUCAUACCUCCAACACACCAAGUAAUAAACCAAAAGAUUCAGCACAAGAUUCAAAGGGCCCAUCUCCUACCCAGAACUCUGACACACUAAGAGAGUCAACCCAAGACUCAAAGGGUCCAUCUCCUACCCAGACUUCCAACAUACCAAGUACUACACCAAAAGGCUUAACACUAGACGCAAAGGGUGCAUCUCCUACCCAGACCUCCAACACACCAAAAGAUUCAGCACAAGACUCAAAGGGUCCAUCGCCUACCCAGAACUCUGACACACUUAGAGAGUCAACACAAGACUCAAAGGGUCCGUCUCCUACCCAGACUUCCAAUAUACCAAGUACUACACCAAAAGAUUCACCACAAGACGCAAAGGAUCCAUCUCUUGUUCAGACGUCCAAUACACCAAGUAAUCCACCAAAAGAUUCAACACAAGACGCAAAGGGUCCAUCUCCUACCCAGACUUCCAAUAUACCAAGUACUACACCAAAAGAUUCACCACAAGACGCAAAGGAUCCAUCUCUUGUUCAGACGUCCAAUACACCAAGUAAUCCACCAAAAGAUUCAACACAAGACGCAAAGGGUCCAUCUCCUACCCAGAAUUCCAAUAUCCCAAAAGUUUCAUCCAAAGACAUGAAGGGUCCAUCUCCUACCGAGAACAGCUCUAACACACUAAGUAAUCCGCAUAAAGAUUCAACACAAGACUCAAAAAAUCCAUCUCCUACUCAAAGCCCUGAUACACCAACUAAACCACAAAAAAAUUCAACACAACACCUAAACGGUCCAUCUCCGACCCAAAAGGCUGACACACCGAGUAAUAUAGAAAAAGAUUCAAAGAAAACCAUGAAAGGUCUCUCUCCAACUCCAACCCCUGAUAUACCAAGUAAACCACAAAAAGAUUCAAAACAAGAUGUAAACGGUUCAUCUCCUACCCAGAACUCUAAUGCACCAAGAAAACCAAAAAAUAUUUUAAAACAAAAUUUAAACGAUCCAUCUUCUAGUCAGAGGUCCAACACACCAAACAAAUUACAAAAAGAAUUAAAACAAAACCUAAACGGUCCGUCUCCUACUCAGAACUCCAUUACACCAAGUAAACCACAAAAAGAUUCGAAACAAAACUUAAACGGUCCUACUCAAAACUCCAACACACCAAAUAAACCACAAAAUAAUUCGAAACAAAACUUAAACAGUCCCUUACCAACUCCGAACUCGAACGCGCCAAGCAAACCGCAAAAAGAUUCAAAACAAAACUUAAACGGUCCAUCUCCUACUCAGAACUCGAACGCACCAAGUAAAUCACAAAAAGAUAAAAACCUAAACUUAAACGGUCCACCUACUACCCAGACUUCCAACAUACCAAGUACUACACCAAAAGGCUCAACACUAGACGCAAAGGGUCUAUCUCCUACCCGGACCUCCAACUUACCAAGUAAUUUACCAAAAGAUUCAACACAAGACGCGAAGGGUCCAUCUCCUGUUCAGACGUCCAACGCACCAAGUAAACCAGAAAAAGAUUCAAAACAAAACUUGAACGGUCCAUCUCCUACUCAGAACUUCAACGCACCAAGUAAACUACAAAAAGAUUCAAAACAAAGCUUAAACGGUCCAUCUCCUACUCAGAACUCCAACGCACCAAGAAAACCACAAAAAGAUUCAAAAAAAAACUUAAACGGUCCAUCUCCUACUCAGAACUCCAACGCACCAAGUAAACCACAAAAAGAUUCAAAACUAAACCUUAACGGUCCAUCUCCUACUCAGAACUCAAACGAUCCGCUUGCGGCAUCAGAUGUACCUGAAAAAGACCCCAUAGAAAACCCUAAUUAUCCAUCUCCAACUGCAAGCCCUAAAGGUUUAAAUGAAAUCUCAAAUCAUUUAUCACCAAUGCAGAACUCUAAACCUUCACGAGGAUCUCAACGAUAUGUCCAACCCACUUUACAAAGCCCACCUCCAACACAAAGUUCCACUACUCCGAACAAGAAUAGGGGUUCAAAGAAAUAUACUCUCCCAGAUGAUGUAAAACCUACAUUAGUUUCUGCGGAUUUGAGAAUAGUUGAUAAGAAUACAGACAUUAACACGCUUCGUCCUGGUGAAAAAGCAGGGCUACCAGAUGGUCUGAAUGUAAACGAUAUGACAAAAAUACUUUAUACUUUUAAUUACACUGUUGGUUUUCAUGGUCAUUUUGAAGAAGGUUAUGCAAAUGGUACCAAAAAAGGUUACUAUUAUGUUACUGGUAGAGAUGGCAUUAGAACGAGGAUCGAUUAUGUGGCCGAUGACACCGGCUUCCAUCCUAAAGUUACACAAGAGGUACUUGAUUUACUCUCUGAUGAUGUACCUAAACCAGAAACGGAAAAAGAUGCAAAAUUUGGACUUAAGAGUUCUGAAUUCAAAUGGUUAUAUUAUCCAGUUGAGCCAAAAAUAGCAAUAAACACUUCCCUGAGAUAA
Arctia plantaginis is the source of this 4998-nucleotide messenger RNA. The record is from the annotation of a GenBank genome assembly. NCBI's taxonomy places the organism in Eukaryota, Metazoa, Arthropoda, Insecta, Lepidoptera, Erebidae.